AGCAGACAUCUGUCGGCCGGUGAAGUAGGUCGUUAGCAGUGGUGGUGUGGCGUGGUAUUCUGUCUGUAUACGGACUCUUCUACGUACGGUUUAAUUUGUGAGUUAAACAGCAAUGGCUCCAGCGAAUUAUCUUCUAUUGUUAGCUUUAGGAGUGGCUCAGUUUUCUUCAGCAUUAUCAGAAUCUUGUACCAAACCUGAAGUUUCAGCAUCUGCAUAUACAACUCCAGAUGCUACAGUUCUGGUAAACGUCGCCUUUGUCGCGGAAUUUACGCUCAAAUGCAGCAACGGCGCGAAAGGAAUCCCACUGUACGCAGAAAUUAACGGAAGGACCGUGCCAGCCGCCAGGAUUGGAGACGACAAAUAUCAAGUCAGCUGGACGGAAGACGUGAAGAAGGCAAGAACAGGCGACUAUAGCGUAAAUCUGUACGAUGACGAAGGGUAUGCAGCGCUUCGUAAAGCCGCCAGAAGUGGUGAAGAUCCAUCGACAGUGAAGCCUUUGGUCACAAUCGUUGUGAAUUACCCAGGCGCUUACACCGGCCCUUGGGUUAAUUCAGAAUUUAUGGCUGCAGUCCUUGCAGUUGCCGUAUGGUAUGUGGCAUUUUCCGCGAAAUCUAAAUUGUUAUCGUGAUAAUCAUUUAGAACUAAACACUGAUCUCAUCACAUAUUCGAGACUUUACGCCAAAGGUGUACGAUCAUAACAUCAACAUCUACACCGGAAUGACAUGGUGGAAAAAUGUGCAAAUAAUUUUAUCUUGGACUUAAUAAUCUCAUCUGAACUGCACCGAAAACUUCGUUGUCUCAUUACACAUAUUUCAAACAUAUUGUGGUUGUGAUUCUUGCGUUAUUGUUCUAAUAUUGCUUCACUGUUAACGAAAAAUAUUUUGUAUCGGGUAUAAACAAGUUGAGUGAUGGGAGAAAAUUCUUGGAGUUGUUUGUAAUAAACGAAUUUAUUGGA
This is a messenger RNA of Schistocerca gregaria, 955 nucleotides long. RefSeq names its product translocon-associated protein subunit delta (gene Tapdelta). Bases 113 to 628 code for a protein of 171 amino acids. NCBI's taxonomy places the organism in Eukaryota, Metazoa, Arthropoda, Insecta, Orthoptera, Acrididae. The record is from RefSeq and is a predicted model, not a curated record. Gene Ontology annotation, cellular component: membrane; endoplasmic reticulum; endomembrane system. The transcript has a single exon.